Messenger RNA from Vanessa tameamea, 1156 nucleotides. RefSeq lists its product as uncharacterized. The transcript has 8 exons. Lineage: Eukaryota; Metazoa; Arthropoda; Insecta; Lepidoptera; Nymphalidae. The record is from RefSeq and is a predicted model, not a curated record. Bases 104 to 946 code for a protein of 280 amino acids.
GAAAUAUUUAGUGCAUACACUGAACUUGCCUCAAACAGUCGCCUCUUAUCACAGAUUGAGCUCGAAGCGAAGUUAAUAGAAGUUACACUGCAGGUGCUACGAAAUGGAACGAACGUGUUUAGCAAAUCAGAUUAUGAAAGCAGUGGACAGCAUGAUCGAUCCAAAUGCCAGUAUAGAACAGCAAGUAGCACAGAUGAAGGCACAGCUUGCAGCUCUCUCACAGCUUCCAAACCUCAUCCAGCAAAAGGUGGAGGCUGUGAGCCGACAGAUCAAUCAAAUCAGUCAAAUGGAAUACAAAGAAGUUCGACAAGAAAAAUAUCUGGAGAUCAAUAAACCAAAUCCAGAGAGGGUAACACAUUUCGAGAAACAUCCAGACAAUAAUAGAGUUGAAAUAACAGAGAUCGACGUACCGGAGAAUGAGUCGAUCGGACAGAGAGGUAAAAAGAUGCAAAUCCGUGUGACGAAGCCGAGCUUGACGGAAGACGAAGUCGCGCUCAUGAAGAAAGAGGAAGUUAAGAGAAUGUUGGAGAGCAAAAUGAAGAAGGAGCAAAACAAGGAAAUUGUCCAUCGAGUCAAACUUGAACAAGAACCCCAGACCCGAGUCAAGCCAUCGCCUAUGUUCGGCCCCGCCCCCCCAGAAAGGCCACUCGUCCUCCCCGGUGGAAGGAAAUGGAAGAAAUCCAGGGAAUACGACGAGGAGUUGAUUCAGGAAACGCUGACCGCACAAGCGGAAGUUAUCAAAGGCAACGCAAUUGGAGUAAAUUUCAUGAAAUACCAAAAGCCACCCAAAGGGCUCGAUCAUUUACAACACUCCGAAGUCUAUAAGGCGAUACACAAUAUGGACGAAGCGCCUCCGAAGAGAGUUGCUAUGCUGAUGCCUUCCAUCGCUGAAGCUGAUUAUAGAGAGAGAGCUCGUUCGAUGUCACCGUGUCCGAAUGGACGGUAGGAACAUUUUAACUGUCAGAAGUGAAAUAGAUAAAAAAUGUAUUUAGUUUACAAAAAGACCAAUUAAUAAUAUAUUUAAUGUAUUCAAUUAUAAAUAAUUACGUAUUUUACACAUUAUAUUACAAUAAUUUAUUAAAAUUUAUUAUAUUCAUAAUACUUAGCUAAUUAUUAUGAUCUUUGUUAUUUUUUUAAUAAUUAUGAAAUAAAGCUC